This is a messenger RNA of Rotaria sordida, 1308 nucleotides long. The record is from the annotation of a GenBank genome assembly. Lineage: Eukaryota; Metazoa; Rotifera; Eurotatoria; Philodinida; Philodinidae.
AUGAACAUAACUAUUCGUGAAAUUCAAGUGGAUGUUGCUCGUCACAUGAUGCAAAUUUCACCCAAUGAUACUCAAGUAAGAAAUAUCGUCAUGCAAAUGAAUAUGGGUGAAGGAAAAACGUCCGUCAUUAUACCCAUGUUAGCACUUAGUUUAUGUUCACCUUUAUCAAGUUUGGUUCGUGUCGUAGUUUUGAAAUCAUUAUUUCAUAUGAAUUAUCAAUCAUUAAGAUUUAAAUUGGGAGGUUUAUUGAAUCGGCGUAUUUUUUCAUUUGCUUGUCGUCGUAAUAUGGAUUUCAACCAUAUCCAAGUGAAUCAAAUCUUUGAUCGACUUCAACAAGGAUUACAUCGUUGUGAUAUCAUAUUAAUUUCACCUGAAGCCAUUCUUUCGUUUGAUUUGUUGAUGAUCGAUAAAUGUCGACGACACGAAUUUGACACGGCUCGUUCAAUGUUAAUAGUACAAAGAUGGUUGAAAACAUUUGCUCGAGAUGUUUUAGAUGAAUCGGACGAAAUUUUACAUUGUAAAUAUCAAUUAAUUUAUACAGUUGGUGCUCAACAACAAGUGGACGGAGGCGUGGAACGCUGGAAACUCAUUCAAUUGAUAUUGAACUCUGUUCAAAAAUUUGCUGCAGACAUUGCACAAAGUGAUCCUGAUGAUAGUUGCUAUAAAUCACCGAAAUGCAAAAGUGCUUUUCCGGAAUUUCGGUUAUUAUCACAUCAACCAUAUGCUAAAUUAUCUGCAAAAAUUGUUCAUGAUUGGCUCAAUCAGAAAUCAUAUCGAAAAACGGAUAAGCAGACUAUUUUAUCAUUCAUUUUCGAUAUGAAUACCUCGGUCGAUGCUCUUGUCCAUCGAUUCUCAUCGAAUGAUAUUCAAUCGUUUCUUAUUAUUCGUGGUUUACUAUCAACAGAAGUCUUAUUAGUUGCUUUGAAGAAACGUUAUCGAGUUCAUUAUGGUGUCAAUUCCCAUACCAGUUUUAAUCGAUUGAUGGCCGUACCGUUUCGAGCUAAGGACGUUCCUGCAGAAAGGACCGAAUUCGGUCAUCCGGAUAUUGCACUUGUUCUGACACAACUUUCGUACUACUAUAGUGGUUUGAAUGAUUCGCAAAUGAUUCAAUGCUUCAAUCGUUUAAGUGAAGAAGAACGAGAUCCGGAAUCGAUCUAUGAUGAAUGGAUUUCACAGGAAGAUGAAAAUGAUGUUCCUCAAACAAGAACUCCGUCCAAUCUUGCUUACUCUACGCUACAAUAUGUUAGUGAUCAAUUAUUUCUUGAACCACUUUGUCUUUCCUCGAGAAGCGAAACAGUUUCCUCAUAA